AUGCAUGUCGCUCUUGAGCCCUUGCUGGCUUGCAUGGAAGGUAUUUCAUCUCUGCCGUCGAAGCAUGGUCUCUCCCUGAGUAACGUACCUUUGCGAUUAUUGGCGAUAGCAUCACGGAUGGCAGGGGCAGCGACACCGACAAGAAUAACAGGUGAGAUACAACUUGUUCCUCCCCCUUUUGGCUCUUCCCCCUACACUGGAUGUUGA
This is a messenger RNA of Exophiala aquamarina CBS 119918, 207 nucleotides long. RefSeq lists its product as uncharacterized. The transcript has a single exon. The record is from RefSeq and is a predicted model, not a curated record. The coding region runs from base 1 to 207 and encodes 68 amino acids. Lineage: Eukaryota; Fungi; Ascomycota; Eurotiomycetes; Chaetothyriales; Herpotrichiellaceae.